Molecule: messenger RNA, 369 nt
Organism: Prunus dulcis (almond)
Lineage: Eukaryota; Viridiplantae; Streptophyta; Magnoliopsida; Rosales; Rosaceae
Product: WAG22 antigen-like
Exons: 1
Coding region: 1-369 (122 amino acids)
Source: RefSeq, a predicted model, not a curated record
AUGGAGGAUCCUGUAGAUGAGCCGGGUCCCGGUGCAGCUGGUGCAGGUGGUGUGUUAGAUGGGCCUGGACUUGCUGGGCCUGGGCUUGCUGGGCCUGGGCUUGUUGGGCUGCUUGCUUCCAUAGGUGGGGCGGCAGCAGUUGGUGGUGUAGCCACCAUGGACGGGGGCGUUGCGGUGGUUGGUGGGGUGGCUGAGGUGGUGGGAGGAGUAGCUCCAACGGUACUAGGUGGCGGCGAUGCGGUGGUUGAUGGAGGUGUUGCCGCCAUAUAUGUCGGUGGAGAGGCGAUGGGGGUCGUCGGUGAGGCGGCGGUCGGCGGCGGCUUUGGCUUGGAGGGUUUGAAAUAUUUUGGUGCCGAGGCUGGGCCUUGA